CACGCGUCUCUACUACCACUCUGCGCGGCCGGCCAAUGGGUCAGUGGGUGACAGUGGGUCCGUCGCAGCCACGGGUUUCUGGCAACCGUCCGCGAACGAGUCCCAGCAAGCGGCCGUGUAUGCAUCGCGAGUAUGUCUGGACUGAAAGGCCCCCUUUAGGAUAUCUGGUAGACGUUGUCGACGCACUUGCCGUGUCCAUGCUAGCUACGACAUUCCCCAUACAGCAUGGCCGUGGGUGCGGUAUUUUGUCUCCUCCACCAUUCUCUCUGGCAUCCGAAGAGCAUAAGAGCACCCCGUCCUACAGUUCCGACCACCCUGCGUCGCUCUCGAGCCGCCAGAGACACGCGCGAGGUCCUUCAGUACGAAGAGGUGAGUCUUCCUCCUCUUCCUCCUCUUCUUUGCCACUUCCCACACGCUUUUCAAUCUCCUAUGACGAGUAAUUUAACCCCACAUGACUCUUUGCGCUGCCACGACUCCGCGCGCCCUCGAUGCGCCAUUCUCAUGCCCGCAAAACGCGGCAUGCGUGCGAUCUCGAGUGGUUGAGGUGUAACGAGGGUCCCCCUCUCCGUCUUUCCCUUGCCCGCGUUUGCUGAACAAUGACAAGUUGUUUUACAGGCUCCCAAGGGAAAGCAGGACAUCCAAUCACGCCGCUGAGAUGCCGAUCUCAGUC
This is a messenger RNA of Schizophyllum commune H4-8, 670 nucleotides long. RefSeq lists its product as uncharacterized. The record is from RefSeq and is a predicted model, not a curated record. NCBI's taxonomy places the organism in Eukaryota, Fungi, Basidiomycota, Agaricomycetes, Agaricales, Schizophyllaceae. Bases 226 to 543 code for a protein of 105 amino acids. The transcript has a single exon.